Maudiozyma barnettii is the source of this 1563-nucleotide messenger RNA. RefSeq names its product Mss1p (gene MSS1). Bases 1 to 1563 code for a protein of 520 amino acids. Gene Ontology annotation, cellular component: cytoplasm; mitochondrion. Lineage: Eukaryota; Fungi; Ascomycota; Saccharomycetes; Saccharomycetales; Saccharomycetaceae. Gene Ontology annotation, biological process: tRNA wobble uridine modification; tRNA methylation. Gene Ontology annotation, molecular function: GTPase activity; GTP binding; protein binding. The transcript has a single exon. The record is from RefSeq and is a predicted model, not a curated record.
AUGUUCUUAAAACAACUAACCUUUAUGAGUCAUUUCAGACAAGUUAAUGGAUUAAACUUCAGGGUAAAUUUGAUUCGAUCUUUCCAUAAACAAUUUACUCCAUCGACAUUUCACCUUCCAACUAUAUAUGCGUUGGCCACUCCACCUGUUCAGAAAUCAGCCAUUGCUGUAAUUAGAAUAUCCGGUAGUGCAUCCGGGUACAUAUACCACAAAUUGACGAGGAGAAAGAGAGACCCGACGCCUAGAAUGAUGCUACUUCGAAAUCUAUAUAAACCUAAUGAGAACAUAUUGACACAGAACUUACUAGAUCAAGCACUGGUGACUUUAUUCCCUGGUCCACAUAGUUUUACUGGAGAGGAUUCUUUAGAGUUAUAUAUCCAUGGGGGAACUGCUGUUGCUCAAAGUGUUCUUGAAGCAAUUGGAAAACUAAACGAUAGAACAAAUAACAUUAACAUUCGUUAUGCUGAGGCAGGUGAAUUUUCAAAACGUGCAUUUCAAAAUCAAAAAUUUGAUUUAACUGAAGUUGAAGGUAUAAAGGAUCUUAUCGAUGCUGAGACAGAAUCUCAAAGAAAUAGUGUCUUAUCUAGUUUUAGUGGUUCCAACAAAAAACUAUUUGAGAAUUGGAGAUCGCAAUUGGUAAACAAUGAAGCUCAGCUAACUGCAAUAAUAGACUUUGGUGAUGAUAACGAUAUAGACUCCGAUAAUUAUAAAAUAUUUUCCAAUGUAGAAUCCAGUGUUAGGAUCCUUAAGAGAGACAUUGAUGAUUUUGUAAAAAGGGUGGAUAGAGCUCAUUUAUUACAAAGUGGACUAAAAUUAGCAUUAAUAGGUGAACCCAAUGUUGGUAAAUCAUCUUUACUUAAUACUUUAGCUAAGGAUGAUGUUUCGAUUGUGAGUAAUAUUCCAGGGACUACCAGGGAUACAAUUGAUAGAGUAAUGGAUUUGGAAGGCUACAAGAUCGUUUUUUGUGAUACUGCAGGCAUUAGAGGGAAUACAGAGGAUGAGAUAGAACAAAUAGGUAUUGAGAGAGCCAUGUUGAAGGGUGGACGAAGUGAUGUGUGUGUGAUUGUGGUUGAUUCAUCUAAGGGUGGAAUCACAGAUCCCAAGAUUAUUGAACUAGUUAACUCUGAAAUGUUUAAAGACAAACCUUUAUUAAUUGUUUUGAAUAAAAUUGAUUUAAUGGACUCCGAAAAGAUCAAUAUUAUUAUGGAUCAUUUACAGAAUACUUUUAAGGGUAGAAGCGUCGUACUUCCUGUGUCUUGUAAUACUGGAGAAGGUAUUGAAAAUUUAAUAACGGGACUAAUUAGAAUAUUCAAAGAUCUGGCUUUGGUUGAUGAACAAAAUAAUUCAAUCACUGUCUCACAAAGAAUUAGGGAGAUCCUUCAUAAUGAUGUUUUGUAUGGCCUCGAUUCAUUUUUAAUGGCCAAAAAAUUAGGAAACGAUGUGGUUAUGGCGUCUGAAGAUUUAAAGUAUGCCAUAGAUGGGAUCGGUAAAAUCACUGGUUCGCAUGUUGGUGUUGAAGAAGUUCUUGGAGUUGUCUUUUCAACUUUCUGUGUUGGUAAAUAG